UCGUCCAAAAGCAGGAAAAUACAGAUAGAACGCCAGUUCGUAUUUAAUUUUUAUCGUGUUUUUUUUCUCUGUUUAAUAAAUUGGUAAUUCACUUCUUCCAUAUCCCUUUCUUGCACUCAUUGUUCUCUUCUCCAGCAAAACUCCAGUUUCUCUCGGCUGCUCUACCCUAAUCUAGAUCUCUGAAGAUGACUAACCAGGCCGAGUCAUCUGACUCAAAAGGUGCGAAGAAGGAUUUCUCUACCGCGAUUUUGGAGAGGAAGAAGUCUCCUAAUCGGCUUGUUGUUGAUGAGGCGGUCAACGAUGAUAACUCUGUUGUUGCACUGCACCCUGCUACUAUGGAGAAGCUACAGCUCUUCCGUGGAGAUACAAUUCUCAUCAAGGGAAAGAAAAGGAAGGAUACAGUUGUCAUUGCACUUGCCGAUGAAACAUGCGAUGAGCCGAAGAUUAGGAUGAACAAGGUUGUCCGUUCAAAUUUGAGGGUCCGUCUUGGAGAUGUUGUGUCUGUGCACCAAUGCCCAGAUGUUAAGUAUGGGAAGCGUGUCCACAUACUUCCUAUAGAUGAUACAAUAGAAGGUCUCACUGGGGAUUUGUUUGAUGCGUUUCUGAAACCUUACUUUUUGGAAGCAUAUCGUCCUUUGAGGAAAGGAGACAAUUUCCUUGUUAGAGGAGGGAUGAGAAGUGUGGAAUUCAAAGUCAUUGAGACUGACCCAGGGGAGUAUUGUGUUGUUGCUCCAGACACUGAAAUCUUUUGUGAGGGGGAGCCUGUUAAAAGGGAGGACGAGGAGAGACUGGACGAAGUUGGCUAUGAUGACGUUGGUGGUGUGAGAAAACAGAUGGCUCAGAUUCGUGAACUGGUGGAAUUACCAUUGAGGCAUCCUCAACUUUUCAAAUCCAUUGGUGUGAAACCACCAAAGGGGAUUUUACUUUAUGGACCCCCUGGUUCUGGGAAGACCCUGAUAGCCAGAGCAGUGGCUAAUGAAACAGGUGCAUUUUUCUUUUGCAUUAAUGGACCAGAAAUCAUGUCCAAAUUGGCUGGUGAGAGUGAAAGCAAUCUCAGGAAGGCAUUCGAAGAGGCAGAAAAAAAUGCUCCAUCUAUUAUAUUCAUUGAUGAGAUUGAUUCAAUUGCUCCCAAGCGAGAGAAGACACAUGGUGAAGUUGAGAGAAGGAUUGUUUCACAGCUCCUGACACUGAUGGAUGGACUGAAAUCUCGUGCUCAUGUCAUAGUUAUGGGAGCUACCAAUCGUCCUAACAGCAUUGAUCCUGCUCUCAGAAGGUUUGGUAGGUUUGAUAGGGAAAUUGACAUUGGUGUUCCUGAUGAAAUUGGACGUCUUGAAGUUCUUCGUAUUCAUACCAAGAAUAUGAAGCUUGCAGAAGAAGUUGAUUUGGAAAGAAUAUCAAAAGAUACACAUGGUUAUGUCGGUGCAGAUCUUGCUGCUCUUUGCACUGAAGCUGCACUUCAGUGCAUUCGAGAGAAAAUGGAUGUCAUUGAUCUGGAAGAUGAUUCCAUUGAUGCUGAAAUAUUGAAUUCAAUGGCUGUCACAAAUGAGCACUUCCAAACUGCUCUAGGAACAAGCAAUCCAUCUGCAUUGCGUGAAACAGUUGUUGAAGUGCCUAAUGUCUCGUGGGAAGAUAUUGGAGGUCUUGAAAAUGUCAAAAGAGAGCUUCAAGAGACUGUUCAAUACCCAGUGGAGCAUCCGGAGAAGUUCGAGAAAUUUGGUAUGUCACCUUCAAAAGGUGUUCUUUUCUAUGGUCCUCCAGGAUGUGGGAAAACUCUUCUUGCCAAGGCAAUUGCAAAUGAGUGUCAAGCCAAUUUCAUUAGUAUCAAAGGACCUGAGCUGCUUACCAUGUGGUUUGGAGAGAGUGAGGCCAAUGUCCGUGAAAUUUUUGACAAGGCUAGACAAUCUGCACCCUGUGUCCUCUUCUUUGAUGAGCUCGACUCUAUUGCCACUCAGAGGGGAAGCAGUAGUGGUGAUGCUGGUGGAGCAGCUGAUCGGGUUCUGAACCAACUUCUGACUGAAAUGGAUGGCAUGAAUGCAAAGAAAACUGUUUUUAUUAUUGGGGCCACAAACAGGCCUGAUAUUAUUGACCCUGCACUUCUGCGACCUGGUCGACUUGACCAGUUAAUUUAUAUCCCACUGCCAGAUGAAGACUCACGCCAUCAGAUUUUCAAGGCAUGUCUUAGAAAAUCUCCCCUAUCAAAAGAUAUUGAUUUGAGAGCUCUUGCCAAGUAUACUCAGGGAUUUAGUGGAGCUGAUAUCACUGAGAUCUGUCAACGGGCAUGCAAAUAUGCCAUAAGAGAGAACAUUGAGAAAGAUAUAGAAAAGGAAAAGAGGCGAGCAGAGAAUCCUGAUUCUAUGGAUGAGGAUGCUGAUGAUGAGAUAUCAGAGAUUAAGCCUGCUCAUUUUGAGGAGUCCAUGAAGUAUGCACGACGAAGUGUGAGUGAUGCCGAUAUUCGUAAAUACCAGGCAUUUGCUCAGACCUUACAGCAAUCUCGAGGUUUUGGAACUGAAUUUCGGUUUUCUGAGACCAGUGGUGGGGCUGCUGCAUCUGACCCCUUCACAACUUCUAAUGCUGGAGCUGAUGAUGAUGACUUGUAUAGCUAAAGUUAUGGACUAUCCUGUUAUUUUGCUGCGACAUUUUUCUUUUCCGUUGUUGCUAUAGAGUUUCCUAAACAAAAAUGUCUUUGAACUAUUACUUUGUUUCUGGAAAUCUGUAACGCUACACGCCCAACUGUUGGUUUAUUUUGCCCACUCUUUAAUGUUGUUAUCUUGAGGUGUUCUGUGACAUUUUAAAGAAACCUCAAUAGCUUCGCUAAUACAGUGGACCUUGGUUAUUUAUUCUCUUC
Molecule: messenger RNA, 2845 nt
Organism: Solanum verrucosum
Lineage: Eukaryota; Viridiplantae; Streptophyta; Magnoliopsida; Solanales; Solanaceae
Product: cell division cycle protein 48 homolog
Exons: 9
Coding region: 186-2603 (805 amino acids)
Biological process (GO): mitotic spindle disassembly; retrograde protein transport, ER to cytosol; autophagosome maturation
Cellular component (GO): nucleus; VCP-NPL4-UFD1 AAA ATPase complex; cytosol
Molecular function (GO): polyubiquitin modification-dependent protein binding; ATP binding; ATP hydrolysis activity
Source: RefSeq, a predicted model, not a curated record